AGUGUGAAACGAACCAACAACUAAAACGAAACGAACGCGCGCGUAAAGCACAAACAAAAACACAAAAGCCAGCAAAGCAUCCACAGAAUAAGUAAAAGAUAUGAAAAUCACGCAUACAAAUUAACAUUUAGUCCUCUACACACCUGAUCGUCACACAGUAGUAUAUUAUAAACAACAUUCUCGAUAUAUCAAAUUAACAAUAAUUGUGUGAGAAAUCCACAUUUCUAAGCCGAUUGCAUUGAGCAUUAACGAGUCCGAAACAAAAGAAUCCACAAGUAGCCGAACGAGCGUAUGAGCAGCAUAAAAAUAAAAAUCCAUAUGUGUAUGUGUAUGUAUAUAUGUAUGUAGAGGUAGCACCUGUAUACGUGUUCGCGGAUCCACUAGAAAUACGCGACAACUGCAUUCGACAUUGGAUGAACUGUAAAACGUAUCGCAUACGUACAUACAUAUAUAUAAAUAUAAACUUGUUCAAUUUCUUUUUCGGAUUUAAUGAUCGACUGCAAUUGGAAUUAUUUGCAAACCUUGCAGCUUAUCCAAUGAUGGCCUACGAUAUUAGCAUAAAGAUCGAUAACUCUGAAAUGCCAGCGAUAGAAACUUGAUCGAUAAUUGAGAAGGCAGUUAAAAUCAAAAUAAGAACAUCAACCAAAAGUUACAACUUUCGCGUUUCAGUGAAAAAUCAGCAAAUUAACUAAUUACAAAGCAUCCAAGCUAAACUAACUCUAAGUUAAGCAGAAGUCAACAAAUAAACAAGCAACAGCAACUGUAGCAAACCCAAUUACGUAGCAAAUAAAACUUAACUAAAAACGAAAUUAAGCGAAACGAACUAAAAGUUAGAUUUAAUACAACAACACAAACCAAUGCAAAUGAAGCAAAAGCAACAACAGCAACAACAACAGCAGCAACCGCAACAAUUGAGCAGUAAAUCAAUGCGCAACAUACGAAAGCAUAAAAAGCUCAAAGCGUCUACAACAAUUAGUAGUAGAAAUUAGUAGAAAAUAGCAGAGGAAGAAGAAGAACAAGAGGAGGAGUUAGUGAAGCACAUCCUGUAGGAAGAAGCAUUGAGCAUGCAACAGGCUGAUCAACUAACGCAACAACAACUACAGCUACAGCAACAACAACAGCUACAGCUCCAACAGCAACAGCAACAACAACAGCAACAGCAGCUGCAACAAAAUGGCGGCGAUAUGGCCGCCUAUGCCGCUGCCCAGGCCGCCGCCGGCAUCAAGCGCGCCCCAAUGAGCGGCGGCCGCUUUGACUUUGAGGACGGCGGCACUUACUGCGGCGGCUGGGACGAGGGCAAGGCCCAUGGACACGGCGUCUGCACUGGGCCGAAGCAUCAGGGCGCGUAUGCUGGCGCCUGGAAUUAUGGCUUUGAAGUAUCCGGAUCGUACAUUUGGCCCAGCGGAUCACACUACGAGGGUCAGUGGCAAAAUGGUCGUCGACAUGGUUUGGGCGUGGAGCAGAUUGGCCGGCAGAUCUACCGUGGCGAAUGGUCAAAGGACGGGCACAAGGGGCGCUACGGUGUGCGGGAGAGCACUGUGUCGACGGCCAAGUACGAGGGCACCUGGAACGAAGGCUAUCAGGAUGGUUCCGGUUGCGAGACCUACGCAGAUGGCGGCAAGUACCAGGGCCAGUGGCAGGAGGGCAAGCGGCACGGCUAUGGCAUACGCACCUCGGCGCCCUUUGGCCUCGCCUCGCAUCAUCGACGCAAGAAUCUGCACGCCUCGUUGAGCUCCCUGCGCAGCGCCGAGAACGGCAAUGCCAUCAAGGUGCCCGAGAAGACCGAGGAGAUACGCGGCGGCUUCGUGCUGACCGCCAAGUCGGAUAAGCUGCCCGUGCGCCGCAACAGCCUCACCGAGAAGACGAAGAAGGGCUUUCUGAUGGGGCUGAAAAUGCGUAAGCAGCGCAGCACUGGAGAUUUGGAAAAACGUGGCACUAUCGCCUCCGGCAGCAUAAGGUCCACGAUGUCGUCGGCCUCAUGGAUUAGCACCGGAUCCGAGCAGUCCAACUUGACAACGAAAUCUGCGCACACAGAAUCCAAUGCCAGUUUUACCAUGGAGGAUGAGCAGCUGGAUCCCACGGUAGUGGAGACCUACAUGGGUGAAUGGAAGAAGGACAAGCGCUGUGGUCACGGUGUUGCCGAGCGCAGCGACGGACUCAAAUAUGAGGGCGAGUGGUACAACAAUCGCAAGCACGGCUAUGGCGUGACCACGUUUCGCGAUGGCACCGUCGAGGAGGGCAAAUACAAGAACAACAUAUUGAUCAGCAGCCAGAAGAAAAAGCAUUUGUUCCUGGCGCGUUCGCGCAAAUUCCGUGACCGUAUCACGGCCGCCGUUAAUUCCGCGCAGCGUGCCCUCAAAAUGGCCAUGCAGCGCUCCGACAUGGCCAUCUCGCGCAUGGCCACAGCCGCUGCCAAGGCCCAGAACGCGGACAUCGCUGCCGAGCAGGCACGCAUCGAUUGCGAGAACGCCGUGCGCAUGGCACGCGAGUUUGCGCCGGACUUCAAGCCCUCGGUGCUGGAGCGUUUCGAGAAGCUGCGCUAUCGCGAGCGCGAGCGCUACCGCGCGCCCCCUAGCCAAAACAAUAUGGACUUGAGUCUGGGCAUGUCGGCUGGCGGCAAGUCGGCGACGUCCAUGCAGCAACAACAGCAGCAGCAGCAAUUUUCGCCGGCCAGCAGUGGCGGUGGCUCCGGCUCGGAUGCAUAUGCCACGCAGGCGCAGCGACAGCAGCAAUAUGUGAACAUGCAGCAGCAGCAGCGGCGCAUGUCGCAGCAGCAACACGAGUCGGAGUGCCCGGUGCCCUCGUCCAUGUAUUCGCAACAGCUGCCCGUCUCGCCGCAGACGGAUCUCUCCGGGAUGGUGAGCCAAGCGCAGCCCAGCCAUGCGCAGGUCGUCAGCGCCAUCAAUCAAAUGUAUCACCAGCAGCAGCAUCAACAGCAGCAGCAGCAGCAGCAACAGCAGCAACAGCAGCAACAGCAGCAGCAAUUGCAACAGAACAAUCCACAAAUGAAUCCUGCAUAUCAGUUCCAGCAGCAGCAGCCGCCUGGCGGCGUCAAACUGAACCAGCAGACGCCUUUUGGCGCCGGCAAUCCCAAUGUGGCGUCCAGCAACAUGAGCAACAUGUCGCCGCAGCAGCAGCACCAACAGCAAUUGAUGCAGCAGCAGCAACUACAGCAACAGCAGCAGCAACAAAGACUCUACCAGCAGCAACAGCAGCAGCAACAACAACAGCUUCAGCAGCAGCAGCAGCAGCCCUCUCUGCAAUCCUCGCCUAGUCAUAACAGUGCCACCCUGUUGCGUCGCGCCUCCCAGCAGCAGCAACAACAGCAGCAUCAGCAGCAGCUGGCGGAUGCUGCCGCCAAUGCCGCCGCCAUGGCCGCGGCGCAGCAGCAGCCGCGCGGCCAGCGGCCACCCAUGCUCGGCCAGAUGGGCCAGCAGUCGUCCAUCGAUCACUUUGACCACUAUAAGAGGCCGCCCAGCCGGGACUCGUCCAUCGAUCGCUAUGCGCGGGCGGCGAGCCGCAUGAGCGGCGGCUUUGCCGGCUCCCGUCAGGCCUCGCUAGAUCGCACCGGGCUGGCCGACACGAUGCCCAAUGGCGGCGGCGGUGGGGCCAGCACUCCGGAUGGGCGUCCACGUGCGGGCUCAGUAUUUCGGGGCACUACGCCGGUGCCGGGCGCAACAAGCGCCACUGUGAACUCGUCCAUGACCGGCAAUGGUUCGCUGCCCUCAGGCGCCGGCGGGCGUUUGUCGCGUGCCGGCACGCCCAGCUUGGGCAGUGGCGGUGGGCGUGCGCCCAGCCAAAGCAAUGCGGCGGAGCCGCUCUUCUCGUCGCCCAAUCAGCCCUUCGAGGACGUGCUGUUGCGUCAACGCACGCUCGGCCAGGAUAUCAUUCCCUCGCCCUUGCAACCCAAACGUACGGAAAGCUUAUAUCUGCCAGCUAAGCCCGCGACACCGGUGGGCGUGGCCAUGGGCGGCAAAGGCGGUGGUGGCAAGAAAAUGAAGACGGUGCCCAUCAAUGUGACGCUGCAGCGGAAGAAGUCGAUGCCCGACUUCCAGGAGCUGCCGCGCGCCACGGAGGCGAUGAGUCGCGAGGAGGUCUCCGCCCUGGGCUCGGCACGUCGCGAGGCCGUGCGUCGCCAGAUCGAAGUCAACGAACGCCUGAGGGCGAAUCCCUUGCUGUAUUUGGUUAGUCCGCAAGUUAAGGAUUGGUUUGUGCGCCGCCAGCUGAUGCUGCUCGUGCUCUUUGUCAAUAUACUAUUGGCGCUUUUAUUUGUCAAGAUGGUUACCUAGCGCCGGAUGCGCAACGCCACACGGAGCCGAACCAGAGCAACAGCCAGGAGACCAGCAGCAGUCGCAGCAGCAGCAACACCCGAAACGUUUUGGAGCCAUUGUGCUGUGCAUGCAGUCAACUCUCGUACAGUUUGGGAGCCAUUGUUACGCGCUUGUGGUGGAUUUGAAUUUGAAGCUGGUGCUGCCGCUGCUGCUGCUACAGUUCGAGUGCCACUGCGCGUUCUGUGUGGUUAAACAAAUUUUUUUUUGUGGAGCUAAAGCUAACAAUUUUUAGCAUUUGCACUAAACAGAUUUAUAUAAAUAUAUAUAUAUAUAUACAUAUUAAAAUAUAAACAUAUAUUUAAACAUACUAUAUGUAUAUCAAUAUGUAUAAUAAACAUAAAUCGAAUUAAACACUAGACUGCAGCCAAAUUGAAAAUGAAAACAAAAAUGACUCAUAAAUAAUAAUAAAAGCAACAAAAAAGUAAAUGAAACGCAAAACUGCAUUGCACAACUCGUAGUAAAUUAAAUGUUUAAACAAUAAAUGACUGCAUAAAACAAAUUUGACAAGCCAAUAAUUUGUAUUUGUGGCUAAUGAAAUGAAAUAACACAAAUAGUUAAACAAAAACAAAAAAACUAUACGCAAAUCAAUUUAACGAAUUUUUCUACACAUUUAAUGUAAAAGUAAUAUACUUCACAUACAAACAUAUGUAUGUACAUAUAUAUAUAUGUAUAUGUAAACAAAA
Messenger RNA from Drosophila mojavensis, 5014 nucleotides. RefSeq names its product junctophilin-1. Lineage: Eukaryota; Metazoa; Arthropoda; Insecta; Diptera; Drosophilidae. Gene Ontology annotation, cellular component: plasma membrane; junctional membrane complex; endoplasmic reticulum membrane. Bases 1065 to 4289 code for a protein of 1074 amino acids. The transcript has 9 exons. The record is from RefSeq and is a predicted model, not a curated record.